This is a messenger RNA of Laccaria bicolor S238N-H82, 408 nucleotides long. RefSeq lists its product as uncharacterized. NCBI's taxonomy places the organism in Eukaryota, Fungi, Basidiomycota, Agaricomycetes, Agaricales, Hydnangiaceae. The transcript has 3 exons. The record is from RefSeq and is a predicted model, not a curated record. Bases 1 to 408 code for a protein of 135 amino acids.
AUGGACGAAAAGACAUCUUCGCCGUCUGAACGCAGUCGUGCUUCAGAAUUCUACGGCUUUGUCGCAUGGACUUCUACUUACUUGCUUUUCGUCAUUUACGUUUUAUGGGCUUUGUUGCCAGACGAGUAUAUUACAUUCCUGGGUGUCUAUUGGUACCCAAGUCGAGAAUGGGCACUCCUAGUCCCUUCAUGGUCAAUAGUCAUUGUCGUUCUCACAUACGUCAUAUAUUCCUCGAUGGCUAUUGCUUCGCAACCAUCUUUCGACGACAUGAGCGCCAUUGCAGACACACGCGCUAGCCUCCCGACGCGUCCCGGUCACAACCCGUACUUGGGUUCAGCGUCUGAGUUGUACGAUAUUCCAAUUGCGAUGGUGAAUCGCGUUCUUUAUAGCGAAAAGCGCAAGGGAUAG